Messenger RNA from Pediculus humanus corporis (human body louse), 579 nucleotides. RefSeq lists its product as uncharacterized. The transcript has 3 exons. The record is from RefSeq and is a predicted model, not a curated record. NCBI's taxonomy places the organism in Eukaryota, Metazoa, Arthropoda, Insecta, Psocodea, Pediculidae. Bases 1 to 579 code for a protein of 192 amino acids.
AUGAUUAAACCGGCAUUUUUACCGCAAGAACCAUCCUUCAUUCCGGCCCCUCAAAUUAUUUCUCAACCAAUCCAAACGGAACAAUUAAUUCCAGCAGAACAGUUUCUUCGCGGAGAACCAAUAUUCAGAUCGGAACCAUUAAUUAGAAGUGAACAAAUCAUAAGAACCGAGCCACUAAUUCGUAGGGAACCCAUUAUCAGAGCACCACAAAUCAUUCGCAACGAACCUAUUUUCCAAAACGGACCAGUUUUCCCUAGCGAAUCAGCCCCAUACACUAUCAUGGUAACACCAAAAGGUUUCAGACCGAUAACUGAAAAAGUACAAAUCUCAUCCGUACCAGUUCAAUUACCUAUACCCGUACCAAACCCACAAGAAAUCUCCGCCACAUUUAACACCGAACCAAUUCAAUUUACUUCCAACAUGAACAAUUUUCAAAAUCCAGCACCAGUACAAGAACACACUCCAGAUCCAUUAACAACCCCAGUAACUCCUCGUAGUCCAGUACCUCAAGUUCCAAAUCGUUUUCCGAUACCUCAACUAAACAUUACAACAAACAAAACAACCAUUUUUAUGACGUAA